UCAAUCAAAUCUGAAGGACUAUGAACUUUUAUUUAACAGCUUCUGUCUCAAGUGCCUGGAGACCCGAUCGUAGAAGAAUAAGGAAGCUCUGAACCAGGAGUCAUGGAAGCCAAACCCAAGCUCUACUACUUUUGUGGCAGAGGCAGGAUGGAGUCAGUCCGCUGGUUGCUGGCUGCCGCAGGAGUGGAGUUUGAAGAAGAAUUUCUUGAGACAAGAGAACAAUAUGAGAAGUUGCAAAAGGAUGGGCGCCUGCUUUUUGACCAGGUACCUCUGGUUGAAAUUGAUGGAAUGCGGCUGACACAGACUAGAGCCAUCCUCAGCUACCUUGCUGCCAAGUACAACUUGUAUGGGAAGGACCUGAAGGAGAGAGCCAGGAUCGACAUGUAUACUGAUGGCACCCUGGACCUGAUGAUAAUGAUCGCCUCUGUUCCAUUCAAACCCCCUGAGGAAAAGGAGGAGAACUAUGCUUUAAUUGUGAAGAGGGCUAAAACCCGCUACUUCCCGGUCUUUGAAAAGAUUUUAAAAGACCACGGGGAAGCUUUUCUUGUUGGCAACCAGCUCAGUUGGGCAGACAUACAGCUGUUAGAAGCCAUUUUGAUGGUGGAAGAACUCAGCCCUUCGGUGCUGUCCGACUUCCCUCUGCUGCAGGCGUUUAAGACAAGAAUCAGCAACAUUCCUACAAUUAAGAAGUUUCUGCAGCCCGGGAGUCAGAGGAAGCCACCUCCAGAUGACCACUAUGUUAAGGUGGUCAGGGACGUUCUGAAGUUCUAGUGGCAGCAGGUCUUAAGGAGGCUACAGCAAGGAUCCAAUCGCAGCGUCGCCACAGGCCAGCUACGGAGCAAUGCAGAAGCAAAGGACGGAUCCCAGGAGUCUUCAGCUGCAGUGGAAUAUUUUUAAGGCGUGUUACUUUUGUUUAUGUUGCAUUUGUUUAUCUCUGUGAAGCUGUGUUA
Onychomys torridus (southern grasshopper mouse) is the source of this 950-nucleotide messenger RNA. Its product is annotated as glutathione S-transferase A4. Gene Ontology annotation, molecular function: glutathione transferase activity. The transcript has 7 exons. Gene Ontology annotation, biological process: glutathione metabolic process; xenobiotic metabolic process. Lineage: Eukaryota; Metazoa; Chordata; Mammalia; Rodentia; Cricetidae. Bases 103 to 771 code for a protein of 222 amino acids. The record is from RefSeq and is a predicted model, not a curated record.